Morus notabilis is the source of this 1556-nucleotide messenger RNA. Its product is annotated as tRNA pseudouridine synthase A. Lineage: Eukaryota; Viridiplantae; Streptophyta; Magnoliopsida; Rosales; Moraceae. Gene Ontology annotation, biological process: tRNA pseudouridine synthesis. The record is from RefSeq and is a predicted model, not a curated record. The transcript has 10 exons. The coding region runs from base 117 to 1190 and encodes 357 amino acids. Gene Ontology annotation, molecular function: RNA binding; pseudouridine synthase activity.
UAAACCGUUCCCAAAGGCCAAAACACAACCUAAACCCUUAAACCCAGUCCUAUAAUGAAAACCUGAAACUUGAAAGACCCUAAUGUUUGGUUUACGAGAAACUGGGGGCAAAGGAAAUGACAGAAGAUUCGAAACACCCACUUGAUACCGAUGAGUUUUCAUCUUCCCAGAGACCUUUAAAGGUCGCGAAAACCGCCGAAAUUCCCAGCGACGACAAACAAGAAGAAGAACAACAGUCUGGUAUUGGUCCUCCCCAAAAAUCCAUGAGCCAAAACCCUAGAAUUCAGCGUUAUCUGGUGGCCAUCGAGUACGUUGGGACUCGCUUCUCGGGCUCUCAGCAGCAGCUAAAUUGCCGCACUGUGAUGGGCGUUCUUGAGGAGGCUUUUCAUAAGUUUAUUGGUCAGCCUGUUUCAAUUUUCUGCUCUAGUCGAACUGAUGCGGGAGUGCACGCCUUAUCAAAUGUUUGUCAUGUUGAUGUUGAGCGCAUAAGCAAAAGGAAGCCUGGUGAAGUGUUGCCCCCUCAUGAGCCUGCUGUGGUCAAAAGAGCUGUAAACCAUUUCUUACAGAAGAAUGAAGGUGACAUAAUGGUGGUUGAUGUUCGCAGUAUUCCGCGUGAUUUUCAUGCUAGAUUUAAAGCUCAAGAGCGAACGUACUUUUACCGUUUGUUGUCUGGGCCUGAGCCUUUGUCAACUUUUGAGAAAGACCGUGCGUGGCAUGUACCUGAGGAGCUAGAUCUGCUUGCUAUGCAGGCAGCUUGUAAAGUUCUUGUUGGCCAUCAUGAUUUUAGUUCCUUCCGGGCAGCUGGUUGUCAGGCAAAAUCACCAGUAAAAACGCUGGAUGAACUUACUGUUACAGAAGUUCUUCCUACUCCUUAUUUCCCUUCAAUAAUGGAGAGGAAACAAAAUAAUUUAACUGAGAAGGGUCCUCAAGCCGGCUUGUCGGCUGAUGAAACCUAUCUAGGCUUUGGCAUGAAGAGAAGACACCGUUGCCUUGUUGUAACAGCGCGCGCACGCUCUUUUCUUUAUCACCAAGUUAGACUUCUAGUUGGUGUAGUUAAAUCUGUUGGCACUGGAAAUUUAACUGUAUCUGACGUUGAAAGGAUACUCGAUGCAAAGACUGUAACUGCUGCUAGUCCGAUGGCGCCUGCAUGCGGGCUAUACCUGGGACAUGUGAAAUAUGAUCUGCCGUGAACUUCUCUGUACUUGUCAGACUCCAUAUUCUUGUUAAAAGAUUAGAGCAAAUGAGCGACAUUUCCUUUCCGGCAUGAUUCGGUUAUCAACAGUUUUGGAAAUUAGAAUAUUUUGGUUGCAGUAGUCCUUACCCAUGUCUCGGUUGAAGAUAUCUCUCUGGAAUGCAAUGGAGACUUGUAGACCAGAAAAUGUAACUGUCCAACCAAACUUGUGAUGAGUUACUAGUGAUUUUUGUGAUUUGGAAGAUGGACGUUUUACAUUAUUAAUGUAAAUAAAUUGAUUGUAAGGUCUUAAUUUCAUUUUUUUAUACAAUUUACUUUUUAGGUAUUUGCUUACUUUAUAUGAGUAAACACGAAACAUAACCAA